Osmia bicornis bicornis is the source of this 640-nucleotide messenger RNA. RefSeq lists its product as uncharacterized. The coding region runs from base 44 to 640 and encodes 198 amino acids. The record is from RefSeq and is a predicted model, not a curated record. The transcript has 3 exons. NCBI's taxonomy places the organism in Eukaryota, Metazoa, Arthropoda, Insecta, Hymenoptera, Megachilidae.
CUCUCCGAGGCUAUGAUCAAAGGAAGAGAAAUCGUUCGUAACGAUGUUAUGCUUUCCAGUACCUCAAAGAACGUUCGUUCAUCACAGAAGCGACAGCGUUCCUUACGUGUACGAUCAUCCAUAUUUUGGCUAUCCUGUGGCGCAUUCGAUCGAUUAUCCAAUUGGACCAUCUUCCAAGCAGCUGGUCAUCGUUAGUUUCAUCGGUUUGCUGUUGCUGUUCGCUGUAAUUCAGAACACGAUCGCGACUGUGAAGAGGAGAGACAUGUUGACGGAUGUGUUGUCGGCCAGGAGAAAGAGGGAGCUCUACGCAGCUUAUGGUUAUAAUUCUGUGACACCAGAACAGGAAGACGUUCUGAACGAGGACGCCAGGAUACGUUGCAUACAGAGGACAGUUUGCCUGGAAAAUCGAAAGCUCUUAAAAGCAUUCGGCGCAGCUGGUAAAGUACUGGCCAAGUACUUAACACGAAGCGUAGGGAAGUCUUUGAAAUCAACCUCCGGUUGGGAUCGGCUGGUGGAAGAUGCGGGUGAAGCUGGGAUACGCGGCGAGGAUUGCGAGGUGCUUUAUAGAGCUUGCGAUCAAUCGCCUCCUUUGAAGGAUCGUCGAAAGACAGGAUCGUCUCACGAUACGCAAAGGGAAUGA